Messenger RNA from Gryllus bimaculatus (two-spotted cricket), 11152 nucleotides. The record is from the annotation of a GenBank genome assembly. Lineage: Eukaryota; Metazoa; Arthropoda; Insecta; Orthoptera; Gryllidae.
AGGCUACACUCACAACCCGUAUAAUGGAGUGGUUUGCAACGACACUAUACUUGCCACGGGAGUGUUCUCGUCCAAAGAGUUGUGGAGGCUCUCAAAAGCCUCCAUAAUGCAAGGCCCAAAUGGCAUGCAGCCUCCAGUCAAUGCAAUAAAACUGGAAAACCCCAGUUACUACUGCAAUAGCUAUACUCCUCCAGCUACUGACCACACUGCAAUGAUGGCAUCUGGAGCUUACAGCCCACUGUCGCUGCCUCGCAGCUCACAGAGUCCAAGUGAGCCUCGUCACAAGCGACCACGCCGACUCAGCUCCACUGAAGAUGACAUGGAGCUUGGCCCUCGUGACAAGGGCAGCGAGGUGGCCUACUAUGGCCAGAGCCCAGCGUCACUCUCCAGCCAGACCAGCUGGCACUCAGAUGUCGACCACGGUUCACCCCACCUGGUGCAUGAAGGGAAGGUUGUGACGCCAGACACACCCCUCAGGCCCCUCACCGCGUCCACUACUAAUGAGGAACCUCCUUUAUCUAGCGAUGUGCACCCCAGUCAGGAAGGUCUCCCCCAACAACACAGUUCUGUCACUUCCAUCUCCUCCUCCAGUCUGGGUGGAGGUGGGAGUGGCAGCGGGAGCACAUCAGCCAACUACUACCAGCAGACACCUACAGGGCCAGGCCCGGCUGGAGAUCAUUCGCAACACAGCCCGUCAAAAUACCCUGAGAAUGGGCAUGAUACCUUGUCUGAUUUUGUGACAUUUGUGUGCCAGGAAGCAGAGAACACGCAGCAAGGAUCCCAGUCUCAACCAGGUCCUUCACGCAGCCCUUCCAAACUGUCACAAUACUACCCAAGCUCCAUGCUGCCUCCUCCACCGCCUCCACCUAUGGCGAGGCCUGUUGCCAUUAUUCGCUCUACAGGUGAGCUCACUGUUACAACUGCCAACUCGCCACCUGCCUCGAGCACUCCUCCGAUGGGUGGCGAAGGAUCUCCGCGUGACAGUAGGGCUCCAGGUUCUGGUGCUCUCAGUCCAUCACCUCCAGCUAGCUCAUCAGCAGCUCCCUCUGAAGUAGCUCCAACCAGUCGCACUGUAGUUACUAGCCCUUUCUCUGUGAGGAGUGAAUAUGCUUUUACACAUAUUCACACUCAACCUGGUCAGCUCUUCAGCUAUCCGAGCAUUAGUCCUGUGGGUGCUAUGUCUGGAGUCAUUAGUCCCACCAACUUGAGCAUGUUUACAUCACCAGUGACAACACCACGUACUACACCUCGUAGUACACCCAUCCCUCGCUGGAACACCCCAUUCAUCAGUUUAGAUGAAGAUUACAAUAUGAUGACACCUCUUAUCUCAGGCAAUGGUUCAACAGCUGAACCUAAUACUGGCACACUAAUGGAUGAUGAUCGCUAUUUCAACACAGUGGUCCACACUAGUGAAGGCAUGGAUACAAGUCAGGGGAUUGGCUCCGGAGGUCCAGGUUCAAAUGGCAGUCACAGCUCCAACAGUGGGGCUCAGACACCACCUUCAAGGACAUCCAACCCUAGUUCUGCUCCAGCCACACCAGCCAAAUCGCAGUCAUCUUAAUUUGGACAUUUAGCAAUUUUAGGUUUUGCUCAAUAUGUUGUGUGUGUUGGCAUGGAUGGUGCCCUUGUAGAAACUAUAUCUGGCAAUCUUUCCCAAAUAAUUAUGUUGUUGCUCCCAGUAAAAGGUUUCUUUAACCUCUCUUCUCAGAGAGUGUUUAUAUGAUUUUUCUCUUUCUCUUAUGAUCUAUUCAAGCUUUUGUUUCUGUUCUUUUGAUUUUUUUGAUUACUACAAUAAUUUAAUCCACUGAAAAUUUCUGUAAUUUGUUUGUACAGUUUUCUUAUAAUUCUUACAUUUCUUCCUUAUUCAACCUUCCUGAUUUGAGCAUGGCAGUUUUGUAUAAGAUGAUUUGGGAAAUGAAUAUAAGAUGUGGAAUGCCAAACUUAGGGUACCGUAAUCUUGUCUUCGUUGUAUAUAUAUAAUUGUCUUUGUACAGUUCGGAGCUUGGUUUUACAGUUUUGUGUAGGGGAAUUCAUUGUUUUUCUUGUUACCAAAGACUAUUGGUAUGCUUAAUGGACACUUCCAUGAACUUAGUGGUGCAAAGAAGUGUUUUAUUGUUAUACGAAUUUUGUCAAUUCUCAUUUUUCUAAAAUUAUUUACCCUAUUAGAUGUUUACUCAAUUUUGUUGUUGUAUAGAAAUGCAUUUUAACUAGUUUGUUGGGAUUUAUACAAUUUAAUAUUUUUAGAACAGUUGAUGUGAUUAUUUGUGUAGCAUACACGGUUUAAGGCUUCUUACACCGAAGUGUGCACCACAUUAAUCAGUUUGACUUGCAUGGAUCGCAGUACCUUAAGCAAGUUGGUAACAAAAUAUACUGUCUGUAUAUUACAUUAACUGAAGUCUAUUUAUUAGAAAUGAUAAUUUUUGGUAUUUCUUUGGAUAUGUAAAUUUAACAUUUGUACAUUUACAAUUACCUGCUUCUAUGAUUGUUUUGAAUAGGUAUUUAAGUUUGUUAUUUUUAUAUACAUUACAUAUAUUUAUAUACGUGAAUGUAGUAUACACAGUGGUGUAUUUAGACUCCAGUCAAAUAGCUCUGGACCGAAGACAAAAGAUUUAAAAAAAUGAUUGGUGGAAUUACUAAUUUACUUUGUGGCAUCGACAAACAAAACAUUUUACAAAGCCGUUGAAAUUUCACUUAAAAAUGGUGAGUCUUAAAAUAUCUAACACAUAUCUGGAGUAAUGAAUUGUCUUUUAAUGUGAAGUUCCUUUUCAUUUCAUAUAAUUUUAAGUUGCCAGAAUGUAAUUAAAAAAAAUGUAUGAUUUCCAAGUUAAUUUUAUAUCAUUAAAAUCUGCUUGUUGGUUUAAUUAGUGCACUAUUAUUAAUUCAAAAAUUAAAUAUUAUCUUUGUUUUGUUAAAGAUAAUUAAUUUUGAAACAUUCUACUUAUUUUAAAGUAAGUCAUAAGAGAAAGCAUUAUAGUUUUCAUCAGUAUUAGAUGCUGUCUAAAUUGUAAGAAUUGUUAUCAAAAGUACACAUAAUAUUUCUAUGCCACAGAGAAUUGAUAAAUAAGAUUAGAUAAUAUGAAUUUGUUCUUGGUACAAAAGAUGCUUGAAAUUUGAUGGAUACAUCUUAAAUACACCACUGAAUAUACCCUAUCAAUCAGAUGCAAGUCAUGUAAAAUAGUAUGGUAUUUAUCAACUCAUGAGAUUUUUUAAAACAAGUGAACAAUUAUGCAUCCAGGCUCGUAGAGAAUGACUUAGAAGGGUUCCACACACACACAAGUGCUAGUCAAUGUAUACAUUGUCAGGAUGGGAUGCUAUUGUAGAGAUUGUCAAGUCUGUGAUAUGAAAACCUUGCACUCAGUACGAUAGCAGUAAAUUAUGCUAUUUGUUUUUGUGUGCUGCUCCCACUUUUCCAUUCACAGCCCAAUAGUACAGGCUUGCUCAAGAACAAUUUUAACAAAUUUAUUUAAUCUUAUUUUAUUUAAUUUUUAUUAAAAUUUGAUACAUUGUUUAACUUCAAUAUUGGCUAAGUGGUAGACAGCAGUCAAUGUUCUUGAAGAACCAGAUGUGUUACAGCAGAUUGCAAUGACAUCACUUGUAGCGAGUUAGAAAUAGCAAGUAGCAGGAUUUGUGACUUGCAUGAAGAUGAGAUAUUUCAUGCAAUUUGGCUCUAGUUUCUCUUGCCAAGUAAUAUACGAGAUGCCAUACAUUGGGAAUCUACAUUUACAUUAAAAGAUAGAAAGGGGAAAUUCUUCAUGCAUGUAAAAUAUAUACAUUGUUAUUAUUGCCAAUAAUAACAUAUUGUUUGUGCCAUCUGAGGAGUAAGAUUAAUAUUAUUAAGAGUAAUACUUAUGAUCAUAAAAUAAUAGUUUCUGUCAUAAAGACAGCAUUUUAGUUCAACUCUUGUCAUCUGAUACUAAAGGCAAUUUUUUAAAAAAAAUCACCUUGUGAUUUGAAGGUGGGGAAAGGAGUUUGCAUGCUCCAAUAUGUAGUGAACAUUGUUUAUAAUUGAUACAACCUAACUUAUUGCAUCUUCAGCUUUAAGAUAUUUCUAUACCCCGUUUAUGACGAGAACUUUAAAUUUAUCAGUCUGCUGAUAGUGCAUUAGCUAUAGUUUAAAGCAGGUCAAGUAGAAGGUUUUAGAUUAGAAAACAUGCACUUGAGUUCAGGCCACUAAUUAAAAAUGCACAUGUUAAUUAUCGGAACCUAUGAAACGGUCCCAGUCAUUUCUAUCUUACCAAAGAGAAUCAGCCGUCAUCCCAUGUUAGAAGCUUGUUGCAGAGGUACUAACCUUGACUAGCAUAGCAUAGUAAAUGGGGUUGGGUUAAGUCAUAGAAUUAUCUUCAUCUGGAAAGACUUUUUGAUAAAUAGUAACUUGUUAUAUAUUGUUACAUAUACCCAUUGUUGAUAAUAUUGCAAAUUAGUUGGUUGUUUCUUUAUUCAUAACUCUUAUAACAAAAGCUCAAUUAUUAAUGUAAAUAUACAAUAACCUUGUGACAAGGUAAGCUCUGAAGAUGGGUAGUGUCCCAAUUUUUAUAGGAAACCUUUUUAGCAUUUUUUUUAAAUGGAAAAAACACGAAUAUCUUCUGUGCAGUGUUGUAGAAAUUAACUUAGAAACAGACACCAACAUUAUAAUAUGCUGCUUAUUUUUAUAGGAUAUCAUUUUGCCACAUUUUGGCUGUGUUUGGUCUAUUAUAAAUAUAUGGACUGUGAAUCUAUAAACAAUUUAAACUCAUGUGGCCCAUUGUUCAUAAGAAAAUAAGGAUAUUAUUACUUUACUAGAAGUUUAGUCUUCCUAUAUGCAGGCAUUUCAUGCAGUAAUACAAGCUGCACCAUUAUAGCAGCGUAUUUACAAGAGUUAUUCUCUUUAAUAAGAAGUACUCAAGUCGGCCAAACCAAGGAAUGUUCUUACUAAGUAAAAAUUUAGCUGAGGUAGACUAUUGUUUUCAAAGUAGAAAGAUAAGGCCAGAAACUGGUUAUUCUUUCUUUAUAUAAAGCGGUGCACUUAUGUCUGACAGUCAUCUGUUCUCAUCAAGGUUCAGUGCUUAAAAUAUUAUCAAGAGAGAGCAAUUGGAAAGUGGCUCAACCUGUGCAAUGCUUGGUGACAUAAAUAUAGAUUGGAAAAAAUUCAGUGAAUUGUGUGCCACCACUUGUAGAAAUUGCAUUUCUACAAUGAAUUAAACUCAAAUUGCUAUGGCCUGUGCAUUGCUGAUGUCUUACCUGAGAUUUGUAGCAUGUAGUCUUUCUUUUGAAUAGACUAUGGAUAGCAUUAAAGGAAACAAAAUGUUGCCUUAAGUUGAUUGAAUUUUUAAUUUCUAGGUUAGCUAGAGUCAAUUGAAGAAUUUGAUAUGCCCAUUAUUGAGUUGAGUUUUGCUGUUUCAUCAUACAGAUUUCAAACUGUCAUCUUAUGACAGUUUGUACAAAGCAAUAACGUGUAACAUACCUGUAGUGCCUGAGACAGUACAGAUAACAACGGAAGCCAAGCCAUGCUGCUACCGGUGAUCCAUUUUUGGAUACUGUUGGUAGCCCAGUCAAGAUUUUUUUUGCAAGAAAAAUGAAAGUAGAAAUUGAUAAAUAUGAAUCAAAGUUGCACAGUUGGAAACAAUUGUACAGCACUUUGGAAUAUGUUCACUGCUCACUCCAACAGAGUGUGCUGUGUAUGUAUAUAUCUAGCUAAACAGAUUAUACAAGAAAUACAUAAAGGGCAUUGGUUACUAAUAACUAUUUGUAAAGGGUUGAAAAAUAUUGUGCUUUCAUAGUGAAUCAUCUACUAAUAUUGAUAAUAGUAUUAAUAAGUAUAAUGAAAAUAAUAGCUAAUAUUCUCUCAGCAUUCUACAUUGGCCAUGUAUUGCACCUGUGUCAGAGCAAGGUAAUUUGUUAUAGCUCUCGUAUUCUAUCCUUGUAACUGAUCUUAUUUAUUUUUUAUGAACGAUUUUUCAUCAACUUGCUGUAAAAAAAUAUACUUCCGUAGAGAAGAAAAAAGUUUUAAUUUUGUCUCUUUUUAUAGACAAUAUUUAUCUUGCUUUGACAAUUGAAUAUAUGAGAAAAUGAUCUUCAGAGAUAUGAAUAUGAACUCUAAACUGCCUAAAUAUAUAUUGCUAUUUACAUUGGUAACAUCCCUUCUUUGCAAAUUAGUCAUAACUUUUCUUCAUAUUUCUGCUUCUACAGUAGUAUAGCCAACAAUACAUUCAAAUCUUUCUGCCAAAUGUUUAUAAAUUCUGACUUGUAUAUAAAUAUCUUAGUGUGGUAUUUCUGUAUGCUAAUGUUUCUUUGAGACCUGUUACAACUAUUCCUGUCUCAAUUUGUCAUAAGUUCUGAUACUUGCCUAUAUCUCUGAGGACAUUCCAUUUCAUAUAUUUUCAUUUCACCUUUCAUAUUCUAAUUGUAAUUGGACAUAGUUAAUUGUCAUUACUGCAAGAAAUGUCCAAUGGUAUAUAUUAUCACUUAUGCUGUUGGUGUCUGAUACAGAGCCAAUGUAUUGUGUUCUGGGUACUGAAUAUUAUGUAACAUAUAUGCAAGUAGUGCAGGUUAUAGAUAAUAUCCUAACUGAAUUUAUAAGCUGUCAUCAGUUCUCAUUGCACUUUUCUCCAUAUUUCAUUUGGGAGAUCCUUGUAUCCUCUACUUUACUUGUUCUUAUUCUUACUCAAGUUUUACCCAUACUUAUGAACCUCAGCCAAGGGAGUGUUCCUCCAGGACUACAUAAUUUUGUUGAUACUAAAGCAUACAAGGUACUGAGUUUUAUGUAUUAGAUACUUUAGGAGAAAUGUUUUUCUUUGUAUGGAGGCAUGUUUAGUGUUGUCUGUGUUGGAUUACGUAAUGAAGCCACACAGCAACUUGUUUAAAUUAGACUAGUAUUAUUGGAAUCACUAGUAUUGCUAGUGUUUCCAAAGAGAUUGCAAUGGUUUUAUAUUAGGCCUUAAUAUAAUGGGAGACUGGGAUAUACUUGUUUGCCAAUUCAGAUGACGUUUUGACGGUACAAAUUGUCAUUGUGAUACUACUUUGUUUUAUAUUAAUCUGACUAUGUAAUGUAUUGUUUUGGUAGUGCAUUUGCCUUGGAUGGUAUAGCCAGAGACCAAUGUGUGAUUUGUUUUGUUUUUGUUGAUUAGUUCAGUUAGAGAAGUUGUAUGAUGUUUGUUGCACUAGAUCAACAUUUAAUCUGUUCUGCUUCUUUCAUUUUUAUUCAUUCCUAACAAAACCUUCACUUGUUACCCCCAGAGCGUGUCCAUUCUAACAUGACCCAACCCGCAUUACCAAUUUCUUUCUUCAUACACCUGAACAAUGUAAUAGAUGGCUCAAAGCCUGCAACAAGCAACUUGCAGUGGUCUCAUUCUAAUCUAAUAAAUAUUCGAGGAAGGGAGAAGGGAUCAGUGUUUUCUGAUUUCCUUAUACAGCUAAUGGGCAUAUGUGAUUUUUGUUGUGUCUAUUUUCCUCUUCACAGAUUACACUGAGACUACAGACAUUGUGUAAUUUAAAAAUGUUGUAGGCACUUACGAUAACUGUGUGAGGGAUUUGCAAUUUAUCCUGGGAAUCUAAUGUCUGCACAACUUGAAUAUCCUCUCUCUGUAUAUGCUACAAAAUGUUUACUUUUAAAUACCAGUUAUUUUCUUCAAUUGCAAUUAAUAAUUGAUAAAGUCAUACAAUUUAUUUCAAAAUGCCAAAUAUAUUUUGUUGUUUUAAAAAUAAUUCACAAGCAAGGUCUCAUUAGUCCAAGGUACUGACACAAGGUAGUUAUGCAAAUUAUACCCACCUGUACAAACUAUUAGUUACACAGAAAAGCAUAACAGGAACACUGUGGGACCAAGAGACCUAUAUACAGAACAAUUACUAAGUAGUAGAAAUAUUUAGGAACAGACAUUCAUCAUCAGUAUUCCUGGGUCUAAUAAUACGUUUUAGUCAGACUCAAAAUCUUCAGCAUAGCAUGUUGCCUUGGCAUAUAAAUUUAGAACUACCAAAUGAGAUUUCUUAAGGGCACUCUGUACACCCAUAGAUCUAGAAGAUGAUUAAAAGGGUAUCUUCAAAAAAUUUCAUUUUUCUAUAUAUAUAUAUAUUGUGAAGAUGCCUUGAGGAAAGUUUAAAUAGAGUGUGUUUGUACAUUUUGUGUGGUUGUGUUUCUUAUUAAUGACAGUUAUGCUCAUUAAGAGCAAUUUCAGUAUCUCAACAUUUUAGUUUGUACUGUAAGUUUUCUAGCUCAGUAUCGGUACCAUAAAAUUAAUUUUUUAAAGGAAAGCUUGAUAGUUUAAGUUCGUUAUUAUAUGUUGUUUUAGGCUCAUAUGAAAACAUCACCUAUUUCUGCUCAUAUCUGCAGGCUGGAUUUUGGGUAGAAAGUAAAUUUCAAGCUGAAAACUAAUUUUUAUGGCACAACAUGGGUAAGCAGUUUUGAAGUUUUUAGGGUGUAUGGAGCACCCUUGACUUGAACUAGAUUGUACGUGACUUCAUAUUUAUUGGAGAUUUCAUUGUUUUGUGUUUAUUUUGCAUUACACCAUAUCCAUUUCCCCCCAUGAAGCAUCAAAGCUUUGACAGGAUACAUAAUAGAUUUUGCAGGAAUUGUGGCUACUUUAUUGUAGUAUGUUGAACUGAAAUAAGAAUAAGUUGUGUGCUGGAAGAUCUCAUAAAAUGAGUUAAACACUUGUCAUGAAGUCUCAAAUUAAUAUCUACUUAAUAAGCAAGAAAUAACUUUAUUGCUGACAUGUACAUUGUGUUGUGUUAAUUUCUUCGAUACAAAGGACAUAAAAUACCAGAGGGUUUGUCUCUGUUGUUGAAAUCAUUAUGUGAUUUUAUUGAUUCAUUAUAGAAUACCAUGUUUUAGAGCAUGAGUUUUCAUUUGUUAUAAGCUAAGUUGUAUCAAUAUUUUGUUCUAUAAAUAUUAUACACAAUUCACUUCUGUUUUAAUGCCUUCUUGUGCUGUAAUGUGAAUUUUCUUAGUCCAACAGGUGGCAUAUGAUAACAAUGUUACUAAUUUGUGGCUGGUUUUCUUUGUUUGAAUAUCUGGGGGGAUGGAGAAUGUCACCAUGAUGAUAUUCUUCCUUUAUUUUCUUCGUAAAAUAGAUUCAUCCUUUUAUAUGAUAUUUGUAUAGUUUACAUACAAUACAUGCAAUGUAAUGAACACAUAUGUCAAGAAAAGGAUACAAUAUUGAAAAGGAUUUGCAAAUGUUUGUCCUAUGUAUAGUUGAUUGAAGUGAUUUUGUUAUGUUACCAUCUCCAAACCAGGGACUCUUUCCUUGAAAAUCAGUAUUUUUUAUAGAUUUUUGAGGGUAGUGUUCUGAAAAUCAUUGGAAAUUGUAUAAUAACAUAAAUUAUAUACUAUUGUUUUCAGACGUGUGUACCCUUUGCAAGUGAAAAAACAGUCGCUGAUUUUAUGUUGGAGAUGGUAACAAAACAGUAUUGCUUCUUUAUGUAUACUGGUCAUUUUGCAAAAAACAAAAAAAAAAACAACAAACAAACAAAAAAAGCUACAACAAAAAAAGCAACAAAAAAAUGAAAAACAAACAAACAAGCAAAAAAAGCAAAAACUAUUGAGGGUUAGUAAAUGAUGUAUAUCAAGUUUGGUUAAUGUUUGUAAAGUUCUUGAUUUGUUGGAAUUAAGUUUUUAAUGCAUCCAUACAUGAUUGAUUUUCUUGCGCAAGUUAUAUGUAUUUACCAAAUAAUUUAGCUUAUUAUGGAACUCAGUAAUUUGCAAACUUUGGUCAAACAAUUAUGAUGGUAAUAUGAUUCUCUCAUCACGUUGUAUGCCUGAUUUUAAUAUGAUUAUAAUGUCUUUAAGAUACUUUCACUGAUACAGAAUCUUGUUUGUUUGAUUCUGUUAAUGAAAGAUGAAUUUUAAAUACGAAAAGUCUAAAAUCUUACCAAGUAUUAUUUAUUUAAUACAAAUUAAUGGGCACAUUUAUAAUGAAUUAGAGACUGUGCAUGUAUUUACAUAUAUAAUAUGACAUCAAAGAAAAAUUAAUGCAAAAGUAGCAAUAAAUUUACAAAGGAAGAAUGCUCAUGUUAACUUUAAAUAUUUGUGUUUUUAUGGAGAAAUUCCUGCAUAGUAAGAUAACAUUAUAUUGCACGAUUCGAGAUUCUGGAGUGUCUGGGUAGGCAGUACUACUCAGAAGAAAGAGAAAGAAAAACUUUGAAUCAAAUGUAGAUAUGAAAACACUAUGCUCUGUGACUCCUGAAUUACCAUGCCUCUCAUUUGCUUGUAAAAUUGAAGAUUCUAUGGAACAUUUAAAUUUUGCUCAUCUUUGUUUAUCACAUAUGACUGAUUGGCGUUUUCUCAUCACUAUAUACGUACAUGUGUGAUAUUAUCUCAUGGAGUACAAAUAGGGGAGAAGUGGUUUGUUCCUGAUCUGUGUCAUGUGGUAACCUGAAUUCAUGCAAUGUCGAGCAUAUAUAAUAAAUUUUUAUUGCAGACCUGGAAGGUAACAAACUUUAUAAAUAAUAGUAUUGAUAAAUAAGGUCAAUAAAUAUGGUGGCGUGGUUGUGAUUGUCCCUUCAUUUAUUGCUCUUCAGAAUUUCUGUUUCAGAAUUAUUUGUUAUAACAAAAAUGAAGAAUUAUUAUAAAAAAAACUUCCAGUUAUACUUAAGAAUGCUUCAAAUGAAAAUAUUUUGAGUACGUAAUUUACAUUACAAUAAAACAUCACAACACAAGUCUUGCAAACCAUCAUACUUGUUUCAGAAUUAAAAGAAAGAACAAGCAAAAACAAACAAACAAAACACUUCAGUAUAUUAUUUGAACAUAAAUUAAAUAGUUUUACUCAAAACAUCAGAUCAAGUGCAUGACAUAUAACAUUAAAUAUCUAAGUUAUUACUGAAUAUCUGUUUGUUACUCAGAUUAAAGAACAAUUAACAAGGAAUAUUUACACAACACAAAUAUGUCACUUAUUCUCAUUAGUAAGUACGAGUCAUUAUGGACACUUUAGGAAGCACCUUUCUUGAAUUUGUUUUUGCUGCAGCUUCAUUUAUGGUAUUCAGUGGAUGACAAUUAUCAGUAGACUCUCAAGGAUUGUUGCUUACAUCAGUAAGAUUUUUGACAAUUGGACCCAAAACAGAGCCCACAUAUGAUUGCAAAGCUUCACAUUUUGCUUUUGUUUUCACAUCAUUCCAACUGCCCCAAAUAACUACUCCGUUGACAUCCAUGUUUUUAGGAGUUGCAAUAGAAGUAUACAGUGCUUCC